AUGACAAAGGCUGUAAUGGUGAGGCGAUACCUGCUCUGUUUAUUAACUCUUACACUCUGUUGUGCUUGUGGGUUAGUAUGGGCUGAUGGUCCUAAAGCUUCUGAUUCCCUUAUUAAACCUUCUACUGUUGGUGUUCCUUCUCUUGUUCGUCGUGCCAUUCCUGCAGAUGGAGAUUGGCUUGUGUGGAAUGUGGAUCAGGAAGAAGAGAAUGAGGAGGAAGUUGCAGAACCAAAUGUUGCUUCUACGGAUCCUGGUGGCUUGCGUUCUUCGUCUAGUAGUACAUCCAUUAAUACGGGUCUCUCAGGUGGUGGACCUGGGCCUAAAGAACUAGAGAGAGCAGAGGAAAACAGACACCUCGGAGGGGAUGUGGGUCACAAUCGACAAACAAAUGAUAUCAACCCAUCAGGUAAUCCUAGGGUAAAUGGGCAAGUGAGUGCUACUCUUCCAGCCAUAUCUCCUUCUGCUCUGGGAGGUCAACAGCCUGUUUCUCCUGCACCAGAGCCAGCUCCAGUUGCACCAAAAGUAUCCAGUGAACACUCAAGUACAGAACGAACUGAAGAUUCAUCCACUAAAGACGAUCAUGCUCUUCAACAUGCAAUGAAAUCACCAGAGAAACAACAAGAAGGCACAAAUACUCACGAUAAACAAGGCGGAAAGACCGCAGAUACAUCAAUGCCAGAAACUCCUGUCGUGCAAGAGAGUUCUGCCAAUACACCUCAGAAUACACCUGAGACUUCUUCCAGCACUUCAGCCACACCGAAUGCUAACGAAUCUGGAGAUGCACAGAGUGAAUCAACAAGUACCCAAAACACUGAUGUGGGUAGUGCCAACUCCUCAACCACCACCACCACAACUACAACAACAACACUUCCUCCUGAACUCACAAACAACAAGAAGGGUGAUGCAGACAGCAGCAGCAGUAUCAGCAGUUCUGUGUGGGUGCGU
Molecule: messenger RNA, 945 nt
Organism: Trypanosoma theileri
Lineage: Eukaryota; Euglenozoa; Kinetoplastea; Trypanosomatida; Trypanosomatidae
Exons: 1
Source: RefSeq, a predicted model, not a curated record